Molecule: messenger RNA, 4319 nt
Organism: Anopheles bellator
Lineage: Eukaryota; Metazoa; Arthropoda; Insecta; Diptera; Culicidae
Gene: IntS3
Product: integrator complex subunit 3 homolog
Exons: 2
Coding region: 1-3432 (1143 amino acids)
Cellular component (GO): cytoplasm
Source: RefSeq, a predicted model, not a curated record
AUGGACCCGGGAGCUAAGCCGUUCGAGGGUAAACUGUUCCUGCAGACGAUCGACAUCCGCGAUGAGAACGAGGAAAAGUAUAUGCGGGCGUACCGCAACUUCGAGGAGACGACGGCCGGUCUCAGCGACAAGGACUUCCACGACCUGUUGUCGGCGCUCGUCAGCAAGGAGAAGCAGCACGAAGAAAUUUCGCUCGCCCUGGUCUACAUCAUACUGACCGAUCCGUCGGCGGCUGCGAAAACGUACCGCGAUCUUACGCUGCUGACGCGCGAUGGGCUCGGGUUCGUCACCAACAACCUUGCGAUGCUGGUGGCCGAAAAGCACCACAAGCUGACGGACAUGGGCCGCAAGCAGUUGUUGUGGUUGCUGCGGGAGCUGAUCAAAAACCAGGUCCUGAACGUGGACAACCUGGCGUGGAACAUAUUGCGGCAGGCGAGCGGCGGCGACAUUAGUCCGAAAAAUAUUGCCCUCAUCGAGGGCCUGCUGGACAUCUUCACCGAUCAUCGGGCGUGGCUCGAAAAGGACCCGUUUCUCGUCGGCACGGUCGCUUACACGUACGUGCGAUUGAUCGAGGAUCACUCGGGCCCUCAGUUUGGACAUUUGCGCACCCGCGAAGUGAAGUUUGUGAUCAGUUUGAUACGCGAUCGGUUCUCCGACAUAAUCCCGCUCGGGCGCGAGUUCGUGCGGUUGCUGCAGAACGUCAGCCGCAUACCGGAGUUUGAUCAGUUGUGGAAAGACAUGCUGUACAACCCGAAAUCGCUCUGUCCCACGUUCAACGGUGUGUGGCAGCUGCUGCAGACUCGCACCAGCCGCCGGUUCUUACGUGGCCGCCUUACGCCCGACAUCGAACGUAAGGUGCACUUCCUCACGAGCAACGUCAAGUUCGGCAAUCACACGCGCUACCAGGAUUGGUUCCAGGAGCGCUACUUUACGACGCCCGAAUCGCAGAGCCUGCGGUCGGACCUGAUACGCUUCAUCAUCAGCGCCAUCCAUCCGACGAACGAUAUGCUUUGCUCGGACAUCAUGCCCCGGUGGGCGAUCAUCGGGUGGCUGCUUACAUCCUGCACGAACGCGGUCGCCCUGGCCAACGCCAAGCUGGCACUGUUCUACGACUGGUUGUUUUUCGAUCCGAUCAAGGACAACAUCAUGAACGUGGAGCCCGGCAUUCUGGUGAUGUUUAACUCGAUCAAGAACCAUCCCCUCGUGAGCUGCACGCUGCUCGACUUUCUGUGCCGCAUCAUGAAGAACUUCUACCCGAAGUGGGAGGAUCGCAUACGGGCCGGGAUCUACAACUCGUUGCGCAAGAUCCUGGAGAUGAAGGUGAUCCCCAAUCUGGGCCCACUGUUCGACUCGCCGAGGCUCGAUCGCGAGCUGAAGAUGAUGUUGAGAGAAAAUUUCCGCGAGUUUUGGACAAACAGCGCACCGCCCAACAGUGUCAAGUACGGGCCGGGCGGCGCAAUGUUGUUUCCAGGCACGCUGGAAGCUCCGGGGCCUCAUCCGGGAGUGCACCCGGGUCAAACAUCAGACAUCACACUCAUGACGGGGGGACGGUUGAUGGAGCAACAGCGAAAACUGCACGGCGACUCGGGUGGAGGAGGAUUACCACCAACUACGGGGGCUGCGGCGGGGUUUGCAGGACUGAUGGCAGCCCCGGUGGGUACUCUGUCCGCCCAGCAACAGCGGGUAGGCAUGAUGCGUGUUGCGGGGCGAAUAACCACCAACAAGGCCGGAACACCGGAAGACCCAAAGUUCAGCGACGACGAGGCUGACGCGGAUGCCGGUACGGUGGUCGCUACGAAAACCGAGGACGUGUCGGACGACGACGAUCUGCCGCUGGCAAAGGUACGGCUACUGGAGAAACCACCGGCGAUCGCGAAGGUAGCGCUUCCGGACACACUCAACACACACCUGGAGGAGUUCCUGAAGGAGAAGAGCUCCAAAGCGUUCGAACCGCUGCUACAGAGUCUCGGCAGCUGCGGGAAGCAAGCGCUUAAUCAGGAGCAAGAGAACUACCUCACGGAGAGUGUGCUAUCGGUGAUACGGCAAACGCUGCCAGACAAGAGCUACUUCCCGGAGUCGAAGACGGACGACAAUCUGUCCGAAAGCAUCAACUACCCGCUGUUUGCCGCCUACCGAUUGCUCUACCAGCAGGAAGAGUCGUGUAAGAAGCGCGUCAUGGCGCUGCUCGUCGCGAUCGUGAGCCGCGUGAACGUGGCCGGCUACAUGUUGCUUUACUUUCUGAAAGUGCACGGUAAACUACAGUGCCGGCGGAAGGAAAGUGGCAGUGGCAGCACCAACACCGCUUUCAAAGCCUCCGUCUACACGGUGAUGUGUGAGGCGCUCGACGCGCCCGACACGGUCGACGAGUGCAUCGAGAAGGACCUCAAUCUGCUGGAGAAAUACAACACGCAAAUGUUUCUGUGGAUUCUGCCCGACAUGUACCGCGAGUUUAAGCCGACGAUGCUGAACAACUCGACCGUGCUGCAUUUGCUGGUCGGGUGCAUCGACGGGACGAAUCUGCGCGACAUCAUCUACAGCAUCACGCAGGGCAAGCUGAUCAUCUUCGACGAGGACGGCAUCGUGGACAUACUGCGCAAGAGUCUCGAGUACGAAACGUUCGAGCAGAUCUGCAUCUGGCAACUGGUGCAGGCGCAUGACAUCCCGCUCGACACGUUCCAAGAGAUCAUCCCCGACCUGGAGGCGAGUUUGCACGCGGAAGCCCUGACCGCGAUCCUGUUGCUGCUGCGCAGCGAAAAACCAACCACGGAGCUGGUGCGGUUGCUGUUAAGCCGCGGCUCGGAUGCACCCAAACACCGUGGCGACCCCUUCGUUACGUCCGUGCUGCGCUACUGGUGCCAGGAGUUUGAGGAAAAGCUGUCGGAGCUGAUCGCGGCCCUGCUGACCUCGAAGUAUCCCUCCAAUUCGCCCAACAAACGGAAGCGACCGUCGAAGAGCGCGCAACAAAAUACGGCCCCCAGCUCGGACCAGCUGCUGAAUCAUUUGGAACACUUUCGGCGCAGCUGCCGGCACGGGAACGGCACGGGGACUGGACUGUUCGUGCAAAACGAUAUGCAGCGGGCGUUACAGACAGCGUUCGCCCACAGUUCCGAGGCCCAGCGGAAGCAGUUCACCGACCUGUUCGCCCUGGCCGCCGAGGACGAAACAUCCACCACGGUCGGGCGAAGGGGCACGAGCAGUCGUGGCCGGAAGGCGCCCUCGAGCAAGAAGGAAACGGCUGCGGAAAAGGCAGCCGCUGCCGCGACACACACCAACAAUAGCAAAAAGGCUGCCGCGGCCGCAGCGGCGGCGGCUGCCGCAGCGGCAGCCGCGGCCGAAACGACCUCCAACUACUUCAGCGACGAUUCGAGCGACGAAGACUGGUCCAAACAGAAAGCCUCGAAACGACGGAAAACGCUCAGCGAUUCCGAUUGACACGAUCGUCGCUCGUCGGCGAAACGAUCGGAACGGAGCGGUCGGACGAAGGUGGUCCUUUUGUACAGGAGCAAGGUGUUCAUGGGCGUCGCCGCUGCCGGUUGCUGGUCGUGGACACGCGGAUCGAAACUGCCAUUACGCUUUCGUUGUCGUAAUGACGGCGAACCCGGGGAUGCUGUUGCCGCUAUGUCCGCGUUUGGUCAGGGAGUCGUCCCGGAGUUUUCUCACGGAGUCGUCCCGGAGUGUGCUGUUUCGCGCCACUGUCGAGAGGAUGCUGGGGCUGGGGUGUCCUUUUCCGGGUUCCAGGUGGAAGAACACAUUCGUUUAUUCCUUCGUUUUUACGGUUACGUUUCUCCCGUUUCGUUCGAACUCCCGCAGAUGAACUGUAAAAUAUCCGGCUAGUGUUAAGGGUGGGCAGGGAACUCGCGGAUCCUCCGAACAGCUUACCAGAGCAGCAAGCCAGAGUGCUCGCGGCGCAGAGGUUGUAAGCAACGUGGCGGGGCGCGAUAGAAAGAGUUAGUAGCACAUUCUGUUUUUAAUUUUUGAAUUAUGUUUUCGAUCGAGACGGUAAGGGUAGCGCAAACCGGCGUAGGCAGCAGGUGUUUAGACUGACAUACGUACCAAGGACCUUCGCGAGGGCAUUGAGCUUCCGGGAUCCACCGGAAUACGUUGUGGUAUGUGGUAUCAAAUGCGAGGAACACAGGGACCCACUCACGGCCAGCCAUAUGGGACGGCCCCAGGCGGCGAUUCAGGAAGGAAGGCAAACUUUUUACACUUUCACUUCCUUCACUUGGCGCAAAUCAAAAUCGGUCGUCAAAUCAUCGGUCCCGCGCGAUCGAUGUACAAAUGAUGAUCAGCUAGGAAGGGCCGAUGGGUUCAUUUCCGGG